AUGGCCAUCGGAUCAUUGAAUGACCUUGCUAACGGUACGCGCGCAGAAGACGAGAUCUUGAGUCCAGAAGAAGAGGCAUCAGUCAAUGUGGAUGCCUUGGUCAGCGAUGCGGUAGACGAACAUCAGGGACAGAGCACGCCCCUGAUGAGCCACGCCUUAAAUCAACCCCGACGUGCAACGCCAACUAUUCCCCCGGGAUUCACAGCUCCCGUGGUAUCCAGAACUAGUUUACUGGACCAGCCCAGUCGCCCAGCUUCGCGGAACGCUGUCCCAGUGGCUCCCGCUGUCCCAAUCAUCCCGAUCACUCCAGCUCGGGCUGGAACACCAAUAGGCAAGAAACCGAAGAAAGAGUCCGAAGGAGUGACCCCUGAUGCUGUCGAACCCAUGACUGGAGUGGCAUCGAUACCUGCGCCCGUACCGGCAACGCCAGUCAAAGCCAGCCGAAAGGCGAGCCCAUCCAAAGCGAAGAUACAACCUCUAGAAACGCCAAAGAAAUCUGCAGAAGAACAAACUAACACAGCGCAAAAGGAGAGCAACUCAGUCCCUGCAUCACCAGCUAAAGCGACCUCCAAGAGCAAAGCAUCCAGCAAGAAGGCGUUUAGCGUAAAUGAGGUGAUGCCUCAGAAGAAUAUAGCUCCUACAUCUGCAACUAUGCCCUCGUCAAAACGUCAGCCUCCUGGAAAGCUUGACAUUUCCGCUGCUACCAAGGCACCCGAGAAUGAGGCGCCGUCAGCUGCAAGUUCAGCCAAGCAAGAUGUCCUAGGAAAGCCGAUCCGUACCGUAUCGGCAACAGCGCCUAAUUCUGUCCCUGCGAGUCCUGCUGCGACCUCCACUAGUUCACCCAUCAAAAAGCCCAUUGGAGCCAAAACUCUUCGUGUGGUAGCCACACCCAAAACCGAGAGCCCCCCUCAAUUGCCCCCACUCCCGUCGCUACCUCAAGUUCCAACUGUGGAGAAGCUGCGCUCUAGGCAGGCCAGCAUUGUUUCCAUCAACCAACCAGGCACUCCAGCGAGUGAUUUGAUUUCUGACACUGCCUCCUUUACUUCCACAUCAAUCUCGCGUGCAAACUCUCCUCCUCUGUUAGGUGGCAAAAUUGGAAGCGCUCCCGUCAGGAAGAAGACCAAGUCACAGGCAAAGAAAGACCGCCAAGAGCGGGCUCGGCAAGCAGAGGAAGAACGCGCAAUGGAAGAGAAUACACCUGAACCGGAAGUGGUCCAAGCACCCAUCGUUGGACGCAAGAAAAAGACUAAGAAGCCCGCCACCAAUUCCAAAGCGCCUGCAGCAUCGACAAAAAGCCAAUCUGAACCCAGCAAGACUUUAUCGAAAGAGGAGGACGAAGAGUUGGAGGAAUUAUAUCAAGCCAGUAUCGCCGCAAAGAAAGCUGCUGCUGCUGCGGCAGCGGCGCAAGCUUCCACUCCGUCGCCCCGCGCUGAACCGGACGCUGAACCAGAACCAGACCUAGCGAAAGAGAAGCGUGAACCCGCUGCUCAGUCCAUCCUUGCCGAUCUCCAGAGGACUGGCGAAUUGGUUGCUUCGGCUUUAGAGUUCUUCAAGCCACUCUCAUCGUCCCUCGCUCAUGCACCCAAAGCAACACCCAUGAGCGGUGGGCCUGUCGGUCCACCCGACCUCAAGAUCCAUUUCACUGAGGGCGACUUGGAAGCACUCACAAAGAAGCAACCGGUCCAUCUCCGUGGUCACGACGGCAAUUCAGAGUCCCGAACAUUAAUUACGCCUCAGGGCAAGUUCUUCUGGGGUCUAACUCAGGAACUAGAAGAGAAGGCUUUGGAGCUAGAGAAGCACAUUGAAGAGCUUAAAGGCGCUGCUCGCUUCCAUCCAAAGAAGCAUACCGCACAGAAAACCGGCUUUCGGGGACAACCGAACCUCCCAGCCCUCGCCACAGCGUUAAAGGAGGCAGGUGCGAAGUUGAGCAAGAGUACCGGUCAAGAUAUGCCGAGGCUCGAUUCUCCCUCUGCCUACCAAGGCGAUCCGUCACAGCGUUCACAACUUCCUCCUGUGCAAGCAAACGAUGAUUUGCUUCCUCCCAAUCAAGCUCAGCAGCCCCAGACACCUGCGGACGCAGGUGUUUACCUGAAUCAGUUCGUCCUUCCCAACACCGACAACCCACCGCCGAACGCCCCACGCCCGGAAAUGGCAGCUGUUGGUGGCCUUCCUGGUGCCGGUACAGCGAAUAUGUCCGUCAAUGCGAACAAGCUCGCCAAAGCGGCCAAAGCGGUUGCUGAGGGCGGAGCAGUCGGCUCCGAACUCGAGGGCAUCGGCGCCAUAACUGCUGAUCUGCUUGGAGGCGUGUUCGUCCAGAAUUUGGAGGCACUUGUGGGUGCGGAUCUGGGUUUCUCCUGCUUCUCCGGCACUAACGAUAUUGGUAUCGAUGGGAGCGGACUGGAUGUACAGGGCUUGGUCAGCGCGUUUGAAGCUGGGGUUGGCGCAGGUGCAGGUGCGUUUGGAGGUGGAAGGAGGAGAGGUAGCAGAAGUGUAUUGAAUGUGGAGGAGGCCGAACGAGCAAUGUUGGCGGCGAAGAAGGAUCAUGAGGCGCUGGAAAAGAAGCUGAGCGCGCUCAUCAAGAGGAAUAGGAAGAUGAUGAGCGCGGGGAAGGUGUGA
Molecule: messenger RNA, 2616 nt
Organism: Didymosphaeria variabile
Lineage: Eukaryota; Fungi; Ascomycota; Dothideomycetes; Pleosporales; Didymosphaeriaceae
Exons: 2
Coding region: 1-2616 (871 amino acids)
Source: RefSeq, a predicted model, not a curated record